ACACCAUGGCCUCCACCCUCUCCGUGCGCAGCUACUCCACGCGUCAGCCCUCCUUCUCCAGCGUCUCCGUGAGGGACAGCGGACGCAGCUUCCGCUCCAAGUCCCAGGUCUCCUCUCUGUCCGCCAUGGGCCUGCUGCCCCUGCCCCGGUCCCUGUCCGUGGGCAACGGCCUCAACGCGCUGGGCUCCGGCCUCUCCCUCAACGGCAUGGGCGCCAGCGACAAGGAGACCAUGCAGGGCCUGAACGACCGGCUGGCCAACUACCUGGACAAGGUGCGCUCCCUGGAGAGGUCCAACGCCGAGCUGGAGGGCAAGAUCAAGCAGCUCAUGCUGGAGAAAAGUCCCAAAGGGCACGACAUCGAGGGCAUGAUGGCGCAGGCGCACGCCAUCGGGCAGGAGGUGAGGAAGAGGACGCUGGAGAACGCGCGGAUCAUGCUGGAGAUUGAUAACGCCCGGCUGGCGGCCGACGAUUUCAGGGUCAAAUGGGAAGCAGAGGCCACUUUGUGCCAGUCGGUGGAGAGGGACUGCCAGGCUCUGAGGAGAGCCAAGUCGGACCACGACCAGAUCAUUGCUACUCUGAGGGGAGAUCUGGACAGCCUGAAGGAGGAGCUGUACUUUCUCAAGAAGAAUCACGAGGAGGAAAUGAGCUCGAUGAGGGCCCGUCUGGCCAGCGAGCAGGUGAACGUGGAGGUGGACGCAGCUCAGGGGCCUGACCUGGGGGCCGUCAUGGCGGAGCUGAGGGUCCAGUAUGAGGGCAUCGCUCGGAAGAACAAGGAGGAGGCUGAGGCCUGGUACCUCAAGAAGUUGGAGGCAGUGCAGUCGGAGGUGAAAGAGAGCAACGAGGCGCUGCGUUGUGCCCAGAGUGAACUUGGUGAGAGGCGACGCUUCCUGCAGUCGCUGGAGGUCGAGCUCGACAGCCUUCGCAAACAGGUCAGUGUGCUGGAGGGAAACCUGGGAGAAACGGGUCACAAGUACUCGGUGGAGAUGGACCGCCUCCAAGCCAGCCUGACGCAGCUGGAGGACGAGUUGUCCCAGCUGCGUUUGGACAUGCAACGUAACAAGACGGACUACGAGCAGCUGCUGCGUAUCAAGCAGAACCUGGAGAUGGAGAUCGCCACCUACAGGAGGCUGCUGGAGGGGGAGGAAGCGGUGAAGGACACGCCUCCACCUCCCAAAAAAGACCCAGAGGUGAGGACCAGGAAGAUCGUGAAGGUGGUCACCCAGACUAUGGUCAACGGCAAGGUGGUGGAUGAGUCCAGCGAGGUGGAGCAGAUCGAGGAGCGCAAGAAAUGAGCCACAGUCUUCUGUGACGAGGCGUUAAUGUCUCCUAUAUCCAGAGUUCCUGCAGAAUUUGCAUCUGCUUCUUGUCUUACUUAUUUUCUCCUCUUGUUCAAAAUGCCUGAAACUUUUCAAAUGACACUGAAAUUGAACUUUAGAUGAAAUAUUCCUGCAGCCAAUGUUCACACAUUUACUGUUUUACUGUACUUUAUGAUAUUUUAAUAUUUCACCGAUCUCCCGGUCGGUCUUAUCCGGCUUCAGUGCGGUAUUCUGUGCACUUGUGUUUCCUCAAACGCUGUCAAACAUCACAGUGCCAUAAAUGAUGCCGACAUUGCUGCUUCCUUGUAAGUAAAAAUAAAAAUAUUGUCUGCCACCGUAGGAAUUUAUGUGUCACGUCUUCCAGAAAUCAACGCUAAAAUAUCAGACUGAUUAUAACAUAUUAUAUAUUAUUAAAAAAAAUACAUAAAUAACUUUUAAGGUCUCUUUAAUCUUCACUGUCUAAACUGAUGUAAUGAUCUGAGAUGUGCUUUUGUUGUAAUUGGUCAAUAGUGGAUUUGGUUUGAUACUUUCUCUGUAAAAUCAGAAUAUUGUUUUGUAGUUUUAUUGGAGAAAUAAAUGCAGCUCUGCAGUG
This is a messenger RNA of Cololabis saira (Pacific saury), 1908 nucleotides long. It is a transcript of the gene krt1-c5, whose product is annotated as keratin, type 1, gene c5. The transcript is spliced from 8 exons. The record is from RefSeq and is a predicted model, not a curated record. Bases 6 to 1292 code for a protein of 428 amino acids. NCBI's taxonomy places the organism in Eukaryota, Metazoa, Chordata, Actinopteri, Beloniformes, Belonidae. Gene Ontology annotation, molecular function: structural molecule activity.